GAAGUGCGCCGUCCGUAGAAGAAGACUACAGGCGCUUUUUAUUUGUUAUGGCUAACUGGCUUAUUUAUGUAUACUCUUGCUCAACGCCGUCAAGUUGGAAAAAUUACGAAUGAUAGGUGAAACGUCAAUCAGUCAUUAGCUGCCGGUUUGUUGCAAGGAUAUUCCAGAGUGCGACGAUAUUUGGACCGUCCUGUGAAAGUAAGGCAGCGUUGUCUUAUAUGAACUGGGCAGUUGAGGCUAACUCGCGUUAGCAUGGCAGACUAGCAGCAGAGAAAAUCAGGCGCGCCAAAUCAAAGCGGUAAGGUGCUCUAUUGGGAUCAACACCCAUGCCUACUAUAAUCAUGGAGAGUGGAAAACAAAACCUGCAAAAUGUCCUGGAGGAUGACUUGGGCAGCAAGCUGAUUAAUGCUGACCGGUUCUGUUACAGCUGUGAGCAAAUAUUUGCAAAUCGGCAGUGCCUCGAGGAACACGUCUGUUCUUGUGUAAGUUACAUCUGCUCCUGUGGGACUGAGUUUGCUGACUACAAAGACAUGCAAAAGCACAGCACCACUCAUAAACCUGGACACCAAGUGCUUACUCACCGAAAAAUAAAGCAACAUAGAAUUCAGAAGUGCGUUGAAGAGGAGCAGAAGCUACAAAGGUUACAGAUAGGAGACACCUGGAAAACGCAGAAGGUGAACUGCAUUCCACCAGUUUCUUUGCAAGCGAUGCCUGCUCUUCAAAAAUCAUCGUAUACCCCGCAAUUUCCAAUACAGUCUGCACUAAUGUCACAAGUGCCUGCGUUGCUGCCCUCUGCAUCACAAGCAUCUCUCCUAAAAAGGCCUAUCACAUCUGGAGCAGACAUAAUGAAUAUUUUUGGAGAUGCUGGUUCACCAACAGUGGAUCUCUGCGUGCUUUAUCAGCCAAUUGUGUUAGUGAGAAAACUGUGUAAGCUCAAUAAGAAAGAAACAUACUCUUGUGGUAAAUGUGGUCAGUGUUUUGCGACGAGGCCCUCGCUAGUCUCCCAUUUCAGUGCGCAUGUCACCGAUAAGAUUUCUGGCUGUGUAGGAUGUGGUCUGCUGCUCUCCAGCAAAAAAGUUGUACCCCGCUUUCAUGUUUGUAAUUCACCCAAAUAUGGUGCCAAAUUCAGACUCAUAACUGCAAAACCGCUGAGUGGCAGCAAGGGUAACAUUGAAGCCAUUUCAUAUAGGAUGCCCAACCAGAGAGCUCACAUGGUUCAGAACGACGGUGCUCAGAGGAUUCAGGCCACUUGCUCUCUACAACAGAAAAGCCAAAAUCCCACCAUGGCUGACAAAAGUAUUCAGAGAACUUCCACCCUAAAAUUGAAAAAUGAGAUUGUCAGAACACAUAGUAAAAGCAAUCACAUGCCUUAUGUCACUCCAACUUUGCAGUCAAAGAUUCAAAAUUUCUGUGCAACCAAGCAUAGUGUCUCAGUUUCUUCAAAAAUGCACAGUCCAAUUCCUAGUCCAUAUAAUAAAAGUGCCCAGGGGCUUCCUGUUUUCUCUUCUGGACCAUUAAAGACACCCACACACUCUGUUUUAACCCAACUUAUCCAGACAUCCCCUGAACAUAGUGAAUUCAAAUGUCGUGUCUGUCAUCUUUCUUUUGUAAGUGCUCACGUGCUUCAGAGGCACAAGUGUGCAAAGGCACUGGAGUUCAUGGCACAACAUGGACGAGGUGGCAGGAAGCAUGCAUUAAACAGUGUGACGCCUGUGGUAAGGGCAAUUCCUGCUCAGAUGAAUGUUGAGAGAACGCAUGAAAAAUCAGCUUUGGGAAAUGUAAAGAAACAUCAAAUUGUGACUGUUACUUUGGAUCAAGAGGAUCUGGAUGAUGAUUGUUACAUUGUUGAAAGUGGAACAGAUAAACCCGCUGAGAUGAUUUACAAAGUAACCUCCUCUGUUCCUAUCAAAACGUGACAAAGCUGUUAAUUGCAUGCAUGAUCAGUGAAAAUUGCUUGACUUGGCUUGUUUAGGUUUAUUCUCAGGAACAUAAUGCUCUGUGCUAAUUAUAAAGUCAUGCAAGUGUUAAACAAACAUACAUUUUAUUUUAUUAAAUGUUUUUUUUUUCUUUUGUCAGUGCACUUUGCAGUCCAGUCUUUUCUAUCCACACAAAGUUUUAAGAUAAUUGCCCUGCAGCUGUUAUCAAAGGUUUCGCUGAAUAAUGUAUGUGUGUGACGCCCGUGUUUAAUGCAGGAACCACUUAUUGUAUUGUAGGAUGUUGCUUUUUAAAUGGUUUUAGUACAAUCAGAAUCUGAGGAUUGAGAACUGACUUCCAGUGUAUUGUGUCUUAAACAGCUUUAUGAGAGUAUAUGUUGUAUUAAACAAUAUUUUCAAACACUUGUGUGAAUAAAUGAAUGAAUGCAGCAACUAU
Messenger RNA from Betta splendens (Siamese fighting fish), 2370 nucleotides. RefSeq lists its product as uncharacterized. Bases 327 to 1916 code for a protein of 529 amino acids. The transcript is spliced from 2 exons. NCBI's taxonomy places the organism in Eukaryota, Metazoa, Chordata, Actinopteri, Anabantiformes, Osphronemidae. The record is from RefSeq and is a predicted model, not a curated record.